Molecule: messenger RNA, 1440 nt
Organism: Plasmodium malariae
Lineage: Eukaryota; Apicomplexa; Aconoidasida; Haemosporida; Plasmodiidae
Product: conserved Plasmodium protein, unknown function
Exons: 1
Coding region: 1-1440 (479 amino acids)
Source: RefSeq, a predicted model, not a curated record
AUGAAUAUAAAAGAUGACGAAAGUGAAAAUGUAGUUAAUAGCAAAAAUUUGAAAAGAAAUACAAAAAGAAAUUUUGAAAAUUUUAGAACAUUCAAUGAUGUUGAAUCGUUAAGCAGUGUUUGUGGACUGUCUUCGAAUAAGAGAAGCAACGUUACCACAUCGAAAGAUAAGAAGUUACCUAUAUAUGAUAACAAACAAUUUAUAAAUGACUUAUGUCCGCAAAGAAACAAAAGAAAAUUAGAAAUAAAUUUUGAUGAUAUAACAAGAAAACAACAAAAAAAAAAAUUAAGCGAAACUCCAAAAAAUUAUUCCUUGCCACAUAUUUUAUUAAAUAGUGGAAAUGUCUUUGCCUCACAUGAAAUUAAUGAACAAAUCGUGAACAAUUCCAUCAAUACGAAUGGGGAAAGUCUGAAUAACAAUGCAUUCACAUCAGAAGAAUUAUUGUUAAAAAAUGAAUCAGAAGUAGGUAAAAAUUAUUCCAAUGAGUUGUCAAUUAUUCCUUUUGAAGGAAAUAAUAAUAAUUAUUAUUAUUACACUGCUAAUAGUUUUCCCUAUUAUAAAUGUGAAAAUAAUUCAGUUCUUAGCAGUAAUAUUAAUAAUAAUAAUACUGUGAAAAAUAUUUUAAGUAUAUUAUCAAAAAAAGAUAUUUUUUAUAAAAAUGUGUUGAAGAAUCAAUUAAAAAACAAUAAACCGUUAAUGAUAAAAUGUGACCAAUUAAAUUUGUUACUAGGAAAAUAUAAGUGUGAAAAUGAAAAUUCAAACAAUAACUUUUUUAUGAAUAAAAAAAAUUCUGUAAGUGUUCAGGAUGAUAGUUACGAAUUAUGGAAUGAUAUCUUAAAUAAUUCUGAUGUGACAUUUGCUGAUAAUAGUACAUUAAAUUUAAACCCCACAAAUAAUAAACAGAAUAUUCCCUUUUUCCUAAACAACAAUGAUAAAUUGGGUAACAGCAUUAAUGAUUCAUAUUUAUAUAGUAUAUCAAAUGAAAGUUUAGCUAAAGAUAUGUUAGGUAGCACUAUUACUAACCUGAACAGUAGUAGCACAAAUGCAGAAAAUAACUCCAGUUUGUAUUUUGGAAAAAUGAAUAAUUGCCACAUUUCCUUCAACCAAGAUAUGAAAGAAAUGAAAACAUGUGAAAUGUUGAACUUUUGUCCAGGUGAAAGUAGUAAUGUAAACGAUCCAAACACUGGUGUAUACUAUCCUAACACUAUUUCUAGUUUUAAUAUAAGUGAUCAUGAUAACACAUUUAAUAAUGUAAGCAAUGCUAUUUUUGGUGUUUCAAAUUUCGAGAAUAAUGGACACAAUUUUUGCAGUAGUAAUGGCCUUAGUAAUUUAAAUAGUAUUCACUAUUUCGGAAACAGUAGCAAUACAGACAAUUUAAAUAAUUCUAGUAACAUGAAUCGUCAAAAGGAAAUAAACAACUGCAAUAGCAAAAAUAAAUAA